Messenger RNA from Neofelis nebulosa (Clouded leopard), 2507 nucleotides. RefSeq names its product protein phosphatase 2C like domain containing 1 (gene PP2D1). Lineage: Eukaryota; Metazoa; Chordata; Mammalia; Carnivora; Felidae. The record is from RefSeq and is a predicted model, not a curated record. Gene Ontology annotation, molecular function: protein serine/threonine phosphatase activity. The transcript is spliced from 3 exons. Gene Ontology annotation, biological process: protein dephosphorylation. Bases 187 to 2073 code for a protein of 628 amino acids.
CCCACACAGAGAGGUGUAGUAUCACAUCCGUGGAACCCCCACCACUGCCCCCACACCACCACCAUUGCUCCCACCGUCUCAACCACCUCCACUACUGCUGUCAACAUCAUUAUCCAAUCUGGAGGAACAGAGGCUGGGGAAAGGCAGUAAAGAGAGAGCAAAGGGAGGUAACAAUUCCAAAUAAGUAUGGAAAUUAAUAGUGCUUUCAGAGUGUUUUGGAAAUCAAGGGAAUGGAAUGUGAGAAAGUCGACAUUUAAUUCAGACCAGGAAAUACCACUUUCAUUGAGAAGAAGGUAUUUUAAGAGGAAGAAAAAGGGCAGACCAUCCAGAGACUCUGAAGAGUAUGAUAAGCAACAGGUCGGUGAUCACAUGAUAACAUUUCCCUGUUCCAUAUGCAAGCACGAAAUUGACGUACGUGAAAUUUUCCUCCAUAAAAAGCAACAUGUGGCUUGGGCCACCCUGGGGUUUCAGUGGAUGGGUGGAAAGAAACCAGGGCCCUCAGUGAUUGCCAUUCAGAGACAGCUCAUAAUCGCUAAACUAUUGUCAUCUUCUAGAUUCACUGAAAAAAUCCUACAGAGCAUUAACAAUGCUUUUGAGCUACUUUGGAAGAAACAAAUACCAGCAUACUAUAAGAUUGUUGACAGCAUUCAUAGGAGUUCCACACAUCCUCAAACUAUCUGUCAUCUAUUGAUUAAAGGUGUCGCCAUUUGUGAAGAUAGAAAUUCUACAUGGAGAGCUGACAUGAAUGAUAAAUUCACUGUAGUGAACAAUUUUGGCAAUAAACACAAUGUGUGUUUCUUUGGUUUGUUUGAUGGACAUCACGGUGUCUCAGCAGCAGAGCUGACAUCAGUUGAACUCCCAGUUUUACUUCUCCAUCAACUUUCCAGAUUCGAUCCUUCCUACCAAAUGACCCCUGAAGAGCAAAACAUAAUCGGAUCCUUUCACACAGUGUUUAGAGAAGAAUACAUAGCUAUCGAAGAACUUUUCUCCUCCAUAACGAAAAAGACAAAAACAUUGAAAUGUGAGUAUGAGAACAUACACAAAGCCUUUGCAAAAGCAUUUUGGAGAAUGGACAGGCUUUUACGUCUUGGAAGGAAAGAAGUAUCCAGGGUUCGAUGGAGUGGCUGUUCUGCAGUUACUUGUAUACUGGAAGGCAACAUUAAAAAUCCCUAUGCUGAGAAGAGAAUCCAUAAGCGUGUUAGUGUGGCCGAGAGUUUCCCUUCCCAGAUGAUGCCACAGAUAAUUUCCGGAGUAUUGCAUAUUGCAAACACUGGUAAUGUACAAGCAGUCUUAUGCAGAAAUGGAAAAGGCUUUUGCAUAACCAAAGAACACACUACGCGAAACGUAACCGAAAGAAGGAGGUUACUUCAGAAUGGAGCGAUGAUUAGUUCAAACGAACCACAUGGGCUCCUAGAAGGGCAAAUAAAAACCACACGAGGACUUGGGUUUCAUGGAAAUCUCAAACUGAAGAAAUCCAUUAUUCCAGCACCUCAUACUAUCUCUGUCCCUAUAGAUGACUUAUGCCAAUUCCUUAUUUUAGCUACUCAUGGACUCUGGGAAGUUCUGGAUACAAAGGAAGUCACUGCACUGGCAAUGACAAUGUUUCAAGUGUAUAAAGAAACCUGUUUUGUCAAGCAAAACAAAUCUUUACCAUCCAAAGAGCCUCUGCUUUUCCCAAUCAAUGAACCAAGUAAUACUAAAUCAGAAAGUAAUAUCCAUAUACUAUUUCAGUAUAAACCUGAAUCUACAAAAUGUGUGUCAACUACAAAUUCAAAAGAAAAUGUAUCUGAUUCAAAAUGUUCUAAUUCUCAAAACGCACAAACAUUUCCAUCAGAAAUGACUAAUCACGAUCUUUGCAGUGAGAAAGAAACCGAAGGACCAACCAGUGCAAAUGAUGGGCCAAAAGAUUCAAGUGAAAAAGAAAAAGAAUCAUGCACUAAAAAUUUCUAUGAAGGUGCAGCCAAGUAUAUUAGCCAUGAACUUGUGAACGCUGCUUUAGUGGCUGGCUCCAGAGACAACAUUACAGUCAUGGUAAUACUUCUCAGUGGAAGUGAGGAUCAGUUUUUGACAUAACAGUUAAAGUUCCGAUUAUCCAGAAUAUGAAAACGUACAGACAAUUCUUCAAAGACCCAGAUAUUAGGAUCAUACAUCAAUACCAUGCAAAUCAUUUUUACAAAUGUAUUAAAGAAACUAUAAAAGCAUAUUUUAGGUUACAUCAUACCAUUUAUACAUGUUCACUGUUCCGUGUCAAAAAAAGAGAAAAACCAGUGCUUGCUUUUUAUACCACUUUAUUCCAACCUGAGCACCUCAAUAGAAAACUAAACACUGGUGAACUGUCCUCCUUACUAAUUCUGAAUUACUGUAGAUGUACAAGUUCUGCUAGCAGUUCAACACUUAAAUAGAUUAAAUCAUCUCUGACACAUGGUAGAUUUCAUAUAAUGAAAAUACCUAAAACAAUUAGUGCAAUAUACUGAACUGAUCAAAAUAAAAUGAACUUUGGAAAACAA